This is a messenger RNA of Tigriopus californicus, 2211 nucleotides long. RefSeq names its product ileal sodium/bile acid cotransporter-like. Lineage: Eukaryota; Metazoa; Arthropoda; Copepoda; Harpacticoida; Harpacticidae. Gene Ontology annotation, cellular component: membrane. The transcript has 2 exons. The record is from RefSeq and is a predicted model, not a curated record. Bases 355 to 1932 code for a protein of 525 amino acids.
AACGCACUCGGAACAGACGGAAUACAUGCUCGGAUAGGUGGCAAAGCAGACAGACGAGACACACGACCGUAUCUCAAGGUCUCGAGCUAGUCAUUCGGGCAUUCCCUCGUCCCUCGGAGAUCUAGUCGUGUUUGCGUACUCCUCGCGACUCAACCCAAGCAUCAUCAUCAGCACCCGAACAGUUCUCCAACCCUGCUUCAUUCUCAAAAGGCAUUGCAUGACUGUUCCAGCAGUGCUGUUGGCUUUCGUGUUCCUCUCCUUUCUCGGCCUCGUGUAGGUGCUUAGGCGCAAACAUAUAUAAGCGAGGAUUACAGCCUCUGGUCGCGGCCAUUGUCAAAUCCUCGGCCCAGGGCCAUGUGUCCUUUGUACCCGCUCCACAUGGUAUUCCUAUACCUGUGUCUGAUUGUGCCCUUGUUCUUCGCCGUGGUCCAAGGGUCCGAGGAGCUCUUUGCGGGUUGGAAUCUCAAGUUCCAUCCAGGUUCUGUAGAGAAGCUCCUUCAGUUCAACUCGACCCAAAUCGAGAUCGCUUGUGAGGGAUGUCACUUGAAUCCGGAUAUCAAGCGGGUGUUCCCGAAUUUAGAACUGGUCGUGAGCUCACAGGAUGACUUUGUGGCCUCGGUCAGUGGUUCGAGUGACUUGGAGAUCCAACCGGAGGCCGUGGUUAAUCCUCUCAAUCAAGAGAAAGAGGUCGUGUUCAACUUGGAGAGGUUCGGAUUGGAGGCUCAAACCAAUUGGAGUGUGGCUUUUAACCUGUCGGCCAACUUCUUGGGUUUCACGUCCAUCAGAGCCAAGGUCCGCGAUGGAGGCAACAAGCUCACCUUGCCCGCCAUGACCAAGACCGUGGAGAUGGACUUGUCGGUGGUGCGCAAGAAAACGAUCCAAUCCAAAUUGUUUGGCUAUUCGGUUGCCUUGCUCAUCUCCAUCGCUUACAUCAACAUGGGUUGUGCUCUUGACUUGAGUGUGGUCAAGGAGUCGCUCAAAAGGCCCGUGGGUCCGGCCAUUGGCUUCUUGUGUCAAUUCAUGAUCAUGCCAUUGAUCUCGUUCUUCUUGGGCUACUCGUUUUACGACGAUAUCCCGAUGCGAUUGGGCUUGUUCGUGACCGGUGUGUCGCCUGGAGGUGGAGCCUCAAACAUCUGGACCUUGAUGUUUGGUGGCAACUUGAACCUAUCGGUGACCAUGACGGCCAUCUCGACCUUUGCCGCCCUUUUCAUGAUGCCUCUGUGGCUGUUCACUUUGGGUCGAGUCAUCUUUUCGGACGGGAAUAUCAUCAUUCCGUACCACAAGAUCUUUACCUACGCGUUUUGUGUGGUCGUUCCUUUGAGUAUUGGUCUGCUGAUAUCCAGGUACUUGCCCCGUGUGUCCAAGUUCUUGGUACGAAUCCUGAAGCCCAUGGCCCUCUUCCUCAUCAUGUUCAUCCUGAUCUUUGGCGUGUGGGCCAAUUUCUACAUGUUCAAGUUGAUGACCUGGAAAGUGUGGCUCACCGGGAUGGGUUUGCCGUGGUUGGGAUUUGCCUUUGGCUGCUCAAUCGCCCGACUCACCCGCAGACCUGUGGAAGAUGUCAUCGCUAUUGCCAUUGAAACCGGAGUACAGAAUACGGGCAUUUCCAUCUUUAUUCUGUGGUUCACUUUUGAACAUCCUUUGGGAGACAUUGCGGCCGUUGUUCCAGUAGCCGCCGCCACUAUGACUCCAUUCCCGCUCUUGGCCGCCUUGAUCAUGGUGAAGGCCAAGCAUUGGAUGGGCAUCCAAGCCAAGGACGAGCCCACGUGUCCGUUCAAUCUGCAGAAUCUCGAGGAAGAGGCCGCGGCCGUUGCCGGAGGUCACAAAGAUAUCUUCAAGGGCAGUGAGUCCAAUCAGAAGCUCAUGUGCUCCUAUCAAGAUGAGGAUGAAGAGAACGAUGAUGUGCAGAAGCAGGUCAUAUCGGAGAAGGCUUAAUCAUUCCACCUUUCAUGUGAUGUAAUGUUAUGAAAUGGUUCUCAAAUGUCAUUCACAAAAUAGUCAAUGGGUAUCGCUAGUUAAGAAAAAGACACAUAUUCGGUAAAUCUGUCCACAAUGUGUCAGUCUAAAUUGCACGAUGAUUAUAUGUUUUAUGCAAAAUCUAUGACUGUUACAGCAUCCUUUCAUGUGUUUACUGUCCACAUCCCUGGCUAGAACCGAUUUUUUUCGAAUGGGAAGGGAUUGUGGAUGGGAAUAAAUUAAGGAGUACCAAGCAAG